UUAAAAAUGUUUAUGUUGGUUCUAUUAAUGAUUCACCACCCCUCGUUCAUAGAGUAGUCUUCAUUGGUUGACCUUAAUUGGUUCAUGUCCUAGUUUACUUCCUCUUUGUACAUGAGAUGAAGGGUGUUGUUAGGUUUGAGACUUCACCAUUACUCUCCAAGCGUGAAGCAAGUUGGAAUGGAAGUGUUUCAAAUGUUGAUACUUAUGAAAGUGCUGCUCCUACAUGCAAAUGUGGGAAAAAGUGUAUCUUAUACAUCUCAAAAACAUCUAAGAAUCCUAACACACACUUCUAUAGGUGUCCUUAUUUUAAGCAACAAAGACCACAUUGUAACUACUUUGUGCAAAAGGAUAAAUUUAUUGAGUCACAAACUACAAUGGUUGAUCUCAAGUCAAAAACUACAAUGGUUGAGUUGCUUGAAGCCAAGAUUAAUCAAUUGGAGAAAGAUGUGAAAAUUAUGAAAAGUAAGAUAGAAGAUGAUAUAGAAGUGAAAAUUAAUCAAUUGGAGAAAGAUAUGGAAGUCAAAAUUAAUCAAUUUGAGAGGGAUAUAGAAGUUAUUAAAACUCAAAUAAUUGAAAUGCAAGUAAAGAUGGAACAAGACAAAAAUUGGAAACGAUGUGUAAGGGCAGUAGGGGUUGUGAUUGUGGUUUGGUUAUAUCCUUUUGUAUUUGGGAGUAGGAAAAGAUUGUCUAAGUAAUAUAUGUAUUAAACUUGGGUGGUGUGUAUUUUUCUGUUGUAAUGUUGCUUUUGGGUUGUAAUAAAUUGUGUUAACUUAAUGGUUGAAUUGGUUUACUUGUAUUUGAGUUUUUAAAUGAUUAAUAAAUAUAUUUUGUCUAUCUAACAAAAAA
This is a messenger RNA of Medicago truncatula (barrel medic), 846 nucleotides long. RefSeq lists its product as uncharacterized. The record is from RefSeq and is a predicted model, not a curated record. The transcript has 2 exons. Bases 117 to 695 code for a protein of 192 amino acids. Gene Ontology annotation, molecular function: zinc ion binding. NCBI's taxonomy places the organism in Eukaryota, Viridiplantae, Streptophyta, Magnoliopsida, Fabales, Fabaceae.